Messenger RNA from Ruditapes philippinarum (Manila clam), 2787 nucleotides. RefSeq lists its product as uncharacterized. Lineage: Eukaryota; Metazoa; Mollusca; Bivalvia; Venerida; Veneridae. Bases 134 to 1042 code for a protein of 302 amino acids. The record is from RefSeq and is a predicted model, not a curated record. The transcript has 7 exons.
CAACUAUGAUGGUGUAGCUUUAAAAUGAGGAGACCGUAAAUUUUGUUGUGAAACGCCUUUUUUACUUUAAUCCGGCAUUACUUUCGGGAGAGUUACACAUACAGUUACAGGAUACACAGACAAUUAAAUAUUCAUGAAGAUGUUUGGGCUAGCUGUUGCAUCCGUGGCCUUUUUAUGUUUAAACCAAGUUGUUGCUGAUGACCAUGCCUGUGCCACCGAAAGUAAAAAAGCUGAUGUAAAUAGUCUCGUGGACGGGUUAGGAACGGAUCUAGCAUCAAUCAUUGCUAGCCAAGCCUCGCAAUCUGAAAAAAUGAGCCAAACUUUAACAGCUGUCUGUAAUGCUGCAGAGGCAGAUGGGGCCUACAAAAAAAUUAAAGAUAUUGAAGCACUGGUUGGUCAAUGUCGUGCACUCAUUGAAACUACACAGUUGGCGACUGUUGAACUUGGUGGUUUAACAUUCAAGGACAUGUUUGAACGUUUUAAUAGCGUCGACAAUUUUUGUGGAUGUAAACAAGCACUAAUAAUGGCAAACGCAAUGAACAUGUUCACAAAUACGUUAAGAAGCAGCCCGGCGGGAGCUAAAUAUCCUUUUAUACAAGUUUCAGCUUUGUGUUCAGAUGACACCGUCAAGGGGGCUGUUCGUACUGUGUCAAAUGAUCUCAAGAUGUGUUCGCAGGUUUGGAAAUAUGCUGAAUUACUGAAUGAGAACAACGUUAAACUUAUGCAAGAAUUUGUUGAAAAUGAAUGCAGUAAACUGGAUAACGCAAAUUUCACAUGUGCUGUUGAGCAGUCCAAGACAGACACUUUCAAAAACUGUAUUAUGGAGGCAGAACAAUCGGGUGACGAUCAAACUUGCAAGAGAAGAAAUUGUGCGGCAAAAUUUGAGUGUGGUAAAGGUUCAGAUUGGUACAUGUUGGCAGUGAACAUGGAAAAGAACGGCAAGAAUACAUUCAGUACAGAUGCGUGCAAUGGCGUGUCGUCUGCUGUAGCGUCCAUCAGCGUUCUUCUGCUUGGCGCGCUUUUUACAGUGAUUCUUUACUAAGAAAAUAUUUAGAUAUGUAAUGUUUCAGUGUGAUCUAAAGUGCAUGUUAUGCACAUCUUUGGUUAUUCCUUUUAUUUUAUUUUUUGUUAGUCAUUCAAGAUGAAAAACCUUCAUAGUAUCAGUGUUUUGUUCAAACAGAAGAUAGCUUAAACUUACAUUACAAUACAUGCACCUUGAAAGAGCAGUAUUUUUUCCGAGAUAUUUCAAGACAUUUUGUUAAGUAAUCAGCAGCGACAUUGAUAGUUUUUUUUUAUUUUAUAACGCCAACUAUAACACUGUUACAGAUCAUAUGCAUGAUUGAACCACCAAAAAGCACAUGUUUGCAUUGGUUCUAUGCCUUUAUAAGCAUUUGAAUGACGUAACGUGAUAUAGAUACGGCGUAAAACAGCACGUGGGGUUCGUUAAAUUUUACGUUAGAAUAUUCUUUAUAGAAAUUAAUAUUGCUUCCAUCUGAUAUGUAAUUUUACACAACAGACAGCAAGGUAUUACACUCUUAAUUAACAGCCAACAUAAAAAUGUUCCCAAAUGCUUUAUAUUUUCUUGCUUACAUACAAACCACCAAAGAUGUUCAUAACAUAGCAUAUCAUAUCUUUUCUAUAUUCAUAUAAUAUAUUGUAACAGUUUAUGAUUUUAAAAUCGGAUUUGUAUAUAAUAUUAUAUAAUCAUCAAUUUUUUCAUGCAUAAUGUGAAACAAGGGAAUGAAUGCGUGCAUUUAAAGAAAUACGAAAUUCUCGGAGUUGUUGCCCUUUGUUUACGAAUCGUUGCAGUGCUGUAUCAAUAUGUGGACGCCAUUUGCAACAACCUUAUAAUACGUUUUGAAUAAUCGGACAAUGUUAUUAAAAACAUAUAUUUUAUAUAUAAAAAUAAAACAACAAAAGCAAAGAAGAAACAAAAACAACAAACGAACUGAUAAUUUAUUUUUUUCAUAGACAAACGAUAAAAUUGUUUACAUGUUUGCAUACGACUUCUUUCAUAUUUAUUGAUACAGCAAGUAACGAAAUUGUAACAUUUUUUGUACCUGUAAAUAUAUACUGUCUUCAUGAUGACUCACAAUACCGAGUCAGAGAGACUUGCUUUUGAUGUAUCAGAUCUAGCUAAUUCAUUCAUCAAUAAUAUGACCGUGAAAAUUCGUCAUAUUUCGUCCUUUUCCGUGCCAAAAUAGUGCGUCCAUAUGACAAGGUACGAUAAACGACGAGAUUUGUCGAAUCUUCACGUGAUAUUGGUACAUUUAGAUGCAGUAUGACUGAUUACUCAAGUGCACGUGCUUGUUACAGUUUUCGGGAAAUAUGUUACAAAUUGCAUAAAGGGUUAUUACCCGGGAACAAAAAUAUAUUGUUUUUUUUUUCAACAAAAAGUCUUUUGUUUUAUCAAUGUACCGCUUAUAGCCUUAUAACACUAAUAAAUAAUGUGCAGGCAGUUACAAUUAUUCGGCUUUAAAUUUGAUCACGGAAGUUCAUGUGUUUUAGUUGCAAAAUAAAUAUAUAUACAAAUGUAUAAAAUGUAAAACGCUUAUUUGAAUUUGCUAUAGCUUUUGCCCUUUCGGCCUUCUUCAGCAGCAUUUAUUAUAUUAUACAAUCUGUCAAAACAAGGAAGUGACGUAACGUCAUUGUGCGACGCCCGCCGUGGCAAAUUCAAAUUAGCGUUUUUAAUUAUAUAUGACAAAAUAGUGACUUUACAAAUGUAUAAAUAUAUAUUUUAUAAAAUAUGAAUAUCUAAUUCAAAUAAAAAUAAAAUCUGAAAUUAUA